This is a messenger RNA of Malurus melanocephalus (red-backed fairy wren), 3227 nucleotides long. RefSeq names its product membrane associated ring-CH-type finger 7 (gene MARCHF7). Lineage: Eukaryota; Metazoa; Chordata; Aves; Passeriformes; Maluridae. Bases 118 to 2550 code for a protein of 810 amino acids. The record is from RefSeq and is a predicted model, not a curated record. Gene Ontology annotation, biological process: protein autoubiquitination. Gene Ontology annotation, cellular component: nucleus. The transcript is spliced from 10 exons. Gene Ontology annotation, molecular function: ubiquitin binding; ubiquitin conjugating enzyme binding; zinc ion binding.
AGAGUUGGGAGCAGCGGUGCCUGGCAGCCGAGCGGUCUCGCGCCGCCGCCAUUGUGCCGCGGGAGCGGCGCAACCGGGCGUUGCGGCCCGGCCUGCGCGGAGGCCCCGCCGUGACGGAUGCAAAGAAUGGAGUCAAAACCCUCAAGAAUUCCUCGCAGGAUAGCCGUUCAGACUUCCAGCUCUCCUCUAGGAUCUGGGACUGGAAACAGUUUGUCUGGUGCAUAUAGUACAAGAGAAUCUUCGUGGAGAUUAGAAUCUGGAUACCAGGAAUCCAGUGUAUGGAAUAGUUCCAGCAGAGACUGGAGAAUCGGAGAAGGAGACACCYGUGAUACUCCUUGGAAGCUGCCAGCGUCAUCUCCAACUCGCUACUCAGGGACACUCGAUCAUCCACAUUCUGGAAGAUUUUUGGGAAGCAGAAGCAGAUUGUCUACAUCUUCUUCCUCUCAUUUUACAUCUGGGUGUUAUGGUGAGUCUGAGAGAACUCAGGGAGCAUAUUCAAGACUGCAUAGCCAGCAGCAAGAUAGUGAUUCAAAGAGACCUAAGCUAUCUUGUACAUCUACCUCUUCUGUGAGAAGUAAUGGCUUGACUGUCUUUUCAGAUUCCUCGUGGAGAUGCAGUAGAAUUCCUAGAUCUUCAUCGGUAAUGCUCGGCUCCCUUGGAACUGAUCUGGUGGGAGAGCGAACACAGUUAGAAAGAAGAACGGAUCUGUCCGUUAAUAACCUGGUGGAUCCCAGCUACAGAAACAAUGACUUUUCACCUUCAACAUAUCUUCGAGACAGGCCUGCCUCUUCAUAUGCAGAGGGAGCAAGACCAAAAGAGAACUCAUUAAGCGCUUUGAGGCUGAAUGCAUCCGUGAACCGCCAGUUGCCUUCUGAUCAUCAGCCWUCUUUUUUCAACAGAGACUCUAACAUGAGCUCUUCAAGAUCCAACUAUUCAAGACAAAGGAGAAAUGAAUUGGAAUCUCCCCAGAGGAGCGUGCAGCCAGCAUUUUCUCUUACUGCCAUUAGAGAUGAGACCCCUUCCUCGAGUGGUUCUGAAAGGGUUUUAUCUUCUCAGAGGUCGCUGAACGAGCCUGCGGCUGAUGGUGAAGGGAGGCGCACAACCAGACAGUUGCUGUCUCGUUUAGCAUCGAGUGUAUCAUCUACAUUUUUCUCUCGAAGGUCUAGCCAAGACCCAUUGCAUACAAGAUCAUUAGGCGCUGAAGAGUCAACGGUGGUCCCGAGGGUUCAAGCUACCACUCUGACGAGUAGUAAUGGAGCUGCGACUCCGGAAGUUCCAGGACUUCAGUCAUCCGAAGCUUCUCAGGGGUUUAGCUUUCUUGGACGACGAUGGGGUUUAUCGGGAGUUUCACACAAUCGCAGCUCCGAAUCUGACGGAGAAAGUUACAGACCAGACACCGAAAAUAGAAGCACGGGAUCCUGGUUGUCAUCCUCUUUGAGGAAUAGAUGUACGCCUCUCUUUUCCAGAAGGAGAAGAGAAGGAAGAGAUGAAUCCGCAAGGAUCUCUACCUCUGAUACGACCGCUAGAUCGCAACACGUCUUUAGAAGGAGAGAAUCGGGUGAGGAGACAUCUCUCGAAGCAUCAGAUCACCCUCCUCGGGCUUCCGUUAGCAGACCACCGACACCCGCAGUAUCCGGUAUUUCUAUGGCUACGGCCUCCCCACCGGAUUCAGCUCACAGUAGAAGAAAUUUGGGAAUCCUUCCCGGUUCCCUCUUCCGCUUUGCAGUGCCUCCAACAUUAGGAAGCGGUCUGUCUGACAAUCUUAUGAUAACUGUAGAUAUUAUUCCUUCUGGGUGGAAUGAGACUGAUGGACAAGAAAGUGGCAAGUCUAAAAUACCGCCAUCGAGAGAUCCAGAAAGACUCCAGAAAAUUAAAGAAAGCCUGCUUUUAGAAGACUCUGAAGAUGAAGAGGGUGACUUAUGUAGAAUCUGUCAGAUGCCCUCUGCAAGUUCUGACAACCUUUUAAUAGAGCCAUGCAAAUGCACCGGAAGUCUGCGGUAUGUUCAUCAGGAGUGCAUGAAGAAGUGGCUGCAAUCGAAGAUAAAUUCAGGUUCUUCUUUGGAAGCGGUGACAACUUGUGAAUUGUGCAAGGAGAAGUUGCAUCUUAAUCUGGAAGACUUUGACGUUCAGGAACUCUAUAGGGCACACGCCAAUGAGCAAGCAGACUAUGAAUUUAUCAGCUCUGGUCUCUACCUUGUAGUGUUGUUACACUUAUGCGAGCAGCGCUUUUCUGAUAUGUUAGGAACCGCAAAUGAGGCCAGCACACGCGUCAGAGUCUUUGUCAAGACUUCUGAUCACACUGUGUUGUUCCAACAGCUUCUGAAGACGAUUCUGAAGACUGAUGCUGGUAGAACUGUCACACUGCGAGAAACAAACAGAAUUGCUGCAGAAACGCCGAAGCGGCGAGAACGGUGUCAACGUGCAUUUGUUUUAUUCCUCUUAGUAAAAAGCGCAUUGACUAUUACUGUAGUUUUUGAAGCGUUGUUGAAUUCAAUAUCAACUGCUGCACAGUGGAACUCGGUGGACUCGAGAACUGCUCGGCAUGCGUGAGGAUUAGAUUCAUAGAAAGAAAGUUCCCUUUUUAAAUUAUGAGGGUGUUGUGCUUUGUUUUGGAAGAUAUCAGAUGCUGAAUAUUUAAGGAAGCUCUGUCUCCCUUUGUGUUUCCUUUUUACCGUAGUCAGACUUCCGGUUUUGUCUUUCUGAGUUUUGCUCCUGUACCGGCACUAAGCGGGUUAUAGCGGGUUUCAGGGGGAGGGGGGGGAUGUCCGUGUACUUAAAUAGGUUUUGUUUGGRUGUUCUUAAAUGCCUCUUUUGCAGCAUCAUAUAACCGAUUGCUUCCAUUGUUAAUGAACGAACAGGAGGACGAACGAGGUACCAUAGAGAUUGUUUGGGUUUCGGCUUAUUCGAAGAUUAUUAUUUAACUCAAAAAGCAAUAAGAACUUGCGGUGGUCUUUUAAUACUUAGUUGAUGGCUUUUUUACGUACCAGUUUGGAAAUUUGAGAUUAUAUUUGAUAUCAUGUGGCCGUUCCGUUACGGAAUAUCGCAGGCGUAAACUCUCGCAUUUCGGCGUUUCCGGCGGAUGCGCAACUCAGUAAAGACCUAAGGUUGUUUAGUCGAAUCGGACUUUUUUCAGAUCCCACCCUCACUGUUCAAAGCACUGGUUAUCAAUGUGUUUUCUAGUGUUGUCACUUCUUUAUAAAUAAAGACAAAAGAGGUAUGCAUCUCUA